CAGGGCGUGGAGGGCGUUGGGAUGAGACUGGUGGCUGCUUAGUCGAUAGACUGGGCGGGGUUGGGACGCAGGCGGGACCCGUGGGGACGCGAGUCCUGGGCGCCUAGAUGCCCAAACAGAGGCGACCGCGGGCUCGGCUUGGCCUCGACCUCUCGGCACCCUUGGACCUGUGCACCCUGGCCGUCUGCCCUUGGUCCCCAGCCGGCCAUGCCCUCACCCGCGCCUCCCACCGAGCUGCUGCCGUGGGAGCGCGCCGUGGUGCUGCUGUCGUGCGUGCUGUCAGCGCUGGGCUCGGGCCUCCUGGUGGCCACGCACGCCCUGUGGCCUGACCUGCGUAGCCGGGCGCGGCGCCUGCUACUCUUCCUGUCGCUAACGGACCUGCUCUCGGCUGCCUCGUACUUCUACGGGGUGCUGAAGGACUUUGCGGGCUCUUCGUGGGACUGCGUGCUUCAGGGCGCGCUCUCUACUUUCGCCAACACCAGCUCCUUCUUCUGGACGGUGGCCAUCGCCCUCUACCUGUACCUCAGCAUCGUCCGAGCUGCGCGCGGGCCCAGCACGGACCACCUCCUCUGGGCCUUUCACCUCGUCAGCUGGGGUGUCCCACUGGCCAUCACAGUGGCCGCUGUCUCUCUAAAGAAGAUAGGCUACGAUGCUUCAGAUGUGUCCGUGGGCUGGUGCUGGAUCAACCUGGAGGCUGAGGACCGUGUCCUGUGGAUGCUGCUGACUGGGAAGCUGUGGGAGAUGCUGGCGUAUGUCUUACUGCCUCUGCUUUACCUUCUGGUCAGGAAACACAUCAACAGAGCGCACCAGGCGCUCUCGGAGUACCGGCCCAUCUGGGAGGGGCGCCAGCUGCAGCGGGGCUCCUCCGCCAUGGCUGAUAAGAAACUGAUCCUGAUUCCCCUCAUAUUCAUCUGCCUCCGGGUCUGGAGUACCGUGCGCUUCGCCCUGACCCUCUGUGGCUCCCCAGCUGUGCAGUCUCCGGUGCUGGUUGUUCUGCAUGGCAUCGGGAACACCUUCCAGGGAGGGGCCAACUGCAUCAUGUUCGUCCUCUGCACCCGCGCAGUCCGCACGAGGCUCUUCUCCCUUUUCUGCUGCCGCUGCUAUCCUCAGCCCUCGACCCAGAACCCCUCUGGAGCUCCUGCUCCCCCCAGGAUGAGAGAAUCUCAGGAAUCCGGACUGAUCCCAGAAGUUCCCAGCACUUGAGGGGUUGACUUUCCUCAUUGCUCGCACCACACCGGCGCCGCCUUCCUGGUUCAUGCUGCGGAGACAGGGUCAUGCGCACUGGAAGCCUCAACUGGUGAAGCUCGGACCCACCCCCGUGAAGGAACGGCCAUCAGUGCAGCCUCUUCUACCUCCUCUUCUCAGGCAGGCCGUGGACACCCGCGUACUGGUUCCGUGUCCCGGUUCAGUGGGGUUUAUUUGUGGAAGCCCAAAGAUGUGGGAUUCGGGACGCCAGCAAUGCAGGAUUCUGUCAGGGCACUGGUUCUCAGUGUCCUGCGGCCACCGGCACUGUUCACUGUCUGAGGGACUCAGAUCCAUGGACCUCUCCCACAGGUGACUGAUAAUGUGUCAUGGAUUACAGAGAUGCGUCUACCCAGACAUCACAGAAUGGGGUCCAGGUUUGCCAGGGAACUGAGAUCCCCUGGAGAGCCUGGAGUAGUUAGAGGUGAACAGUCCCCAGUCCACGGAGGUCACAGGAGACUCCUUCAUGGCACCCAGGCACACACUCAUGGGCAUCUCCCGGGUUCUCUGCUAGGGUCAUAGGCCCUCAAUAUUUAUUGCAUUGAAUUUCAGCACAGGCCAGAGUCCAGAGUCUUGUCCCGUUAGUCAAUCACAUAACAUCCAGGUCCCUUCCAGUACCAGGACAGACGGCAGCUCAGCUCUAGUCCCUAAGGACGACACUAUUUCACUCACCCCUGUUCUCAGUGAUUCACGUAGGGGUGAGUUGGGAGGGCGUCUGACUUUGUUUAGUUGUAUUUUGUUUGUUUGUUUUGUUUUUUUUUUUGUAGGAAAGGUGAUCGGAGAGCUGGCGAACGGUCCAAAUACUGAUUCCUCCCGAAGGGAAGUGUUUUGAGAUUCAGCCUUGAGCUGGGAUGUAGCUCAGUGGUAGUUGCCAGGUUGGUCCCUGCACCAAAAAUAUUUUAAAAGCCUUUUUUUUUUUUUUUUUGUAGUUAUUUGUGGCAUAUGGAAAGAGGAUUCUGAGAUGAUUACAUUAAUUUUAUUGUUUGAGACAGGAUCUCAUUACGUAGCUCUGGCUGGCCUGGAACUUGCUAUGCAGACCAGGCUGACCUCUAACUCACAGAGAUCUACCUGCCUCUGCCUCCCAAUAAUUACAUCUUUAAAAAAUGUUUUGUUUGUUUUGUUUUGUGCUCUCUGUACUAGGGCCUUGUGUCCGUUAGGCAAGUGCUCAGCCUCUGGGUUCUACCCAAGCCUUCCUUUUAGUUUUUGUUUUGAGACAGAGUUGCCUAGACUGGCCUUGAACCCCUGUCAGCCAGGCUGGUCUUGAACUUGUGAUUUUCCUACCUCAACCUCCCAGGAAGCUAGGAUUACAGCCUUGGACUACCAUGCCCCACCAGAGAAGAGCAUAAGUGAGCUGUGUGUCCGUUUCUACUCAGUGGCUCUUCCAGCUGCACUUCCUCGAUUCAGAGAGCACUCAGAACGGGAAGUGUGACCGCCACCUUGCGGCCGGUCGAGGAAACGUUCUGCUAUACCUGUGCCCUUGGAUUCUGUCGGUACCCCGCAAAGCUGAGAGGGUCACAGAGCACAGUAAAGCGGCUCAGGGUGAGAGCAGAGCCACACUGGGCCAUCGAUUCCCAUUUUGCUCUCAAAACGACAUCUCUCUCAGGAAAGGAAUAGUCACUCAGAGGACUGUGUCCAUACGCUCCUUUUCUGAUUUCCCUAGAAAGCAUUUCUUUAGGAAAAUCUGCAAGAGGUGGGCUCCCUCUUGGGAGUCAAAGACAGCUCCUGGGCAGGGGGCUGUCUGUUUACAGAAACAGCCAACGUCGGGCGUAGGGCAUGCUGAGGUCCUGUGAGGAUAUAACAGCCAAUUUGUGCACUGCCAAGCAUGGUCCCCUGGCUUCUAAAAUGGAACCGAAAUUUGAGGAAUUUGUUUCCUGCAGAGGAGAAAAUGAUCUACAAACACCACAGAGGAAAUGAUAUUGGAAUAAACCCAGCUGGGCAGGGCAUUGUGGAGCCCUGGCUGUCUGAGGCCUUGUUCAGAAAAAGCCUGCAGAGGGAGUCGGGGGCCUUAGAAAGCAUGCCCUAGCUGGAGUCGGGGGCCUUAGAAAGAAUGCCCUAGCUGGAAUCGGGGGCCUUAGAAAGAAUGCCCUAGCUGGAAUCGGGGGCCUUAGAAAGAAUGCCCUAGCUGGAAUCGGGGGCCUUAGGAUGCCCUAGCUGGAAUCGGGGGCCUUAGAAAGCAUGCCCUAGUUGGAAUCGGGGGCCUUAGAAAGCAUGCCCUAGUUGGAAUCGGGGGCCUUAGAAAGCAUGCCCUAGCUGGAAUCGGGGGCCUUAGGAUGCCCUAGCUGGAAUCGGGGGUCUUAGAAUGCCCUAGCUGGAAUCGGGGGUCUUAGAAUGCCCUAGCUGGAAUCCGGGGCCUUAGAAAGCAUGCCCUAGCUGGAGCCCGGGGCUCACUCAAGCUCUCUCUUUGAUGACUGAUGACAGGAUAGCUGUCUGUAAAACCCUCCACCAAGUCGACACUUUGGCUCCCUCCAUCCUCUCCCACACUGCCCUGUCACUGCAGGUGAAUGGUGGUGACCCCAGGCUUGGUGCCUCUAGCCCUGUGAGCUCACAGACAUCAACCUUAGUGGGUGUGGAGGGUGCUCAGAGUUCAGAACCGAAGACAAAAGGAAGGUGAGUGGGUCCCCAGUGCCAGGGGGAGGCACUAGAGGCUGCCAGCUCCCAUGUUGCCUUGCUCAGUCUGGAGGCUUUCUAUCUCUAUUAAUAUUAAUAUUAAUGUUAUUCACAUUUAUCUGCAUCUGCCCCUCAGUCACCCAAAUGUGACCUCAGCCUUAACGGGUGCUACAGCCCUUGCCAUGUCCCCAUCACCCUUUGUCAGCACUUUGUGACUCUCGUUCUCCUGGUCAGUUGCCAGCUGCUUCCUGCCUCUGUCCAUCUGAGGCUUUUUUUUUUUUUUUUGGCGAUAUGUAUACAUAUCACCAAAUAUGUUUGUAUAUAUGUGUGUGUAUACAUAUAUAUUUUGCAGUAUAUAUGUAUAUAUCUCAAUAUAUAUGCAUACUAUAUAUACACAAAUAUAUACAUAUAUUUUGUGAUAUGUAUGUAUGCCUAUUGCAAAAAUGUUUAUAUGUGUAUAUAUGCAUAUAUUUGCCAUAUAUAUGCAUAUGUAUAUAUACCACAAUAUAUACAAUGUAUAUACAUAUAUAUUUUUGUGAUGUAUGUCUAUAUCACAAAAUAGGUUUAUGUAUAUAUGUCUAUAUAAUUUUUGGAGAUAAAAUUUGGCCAGGGGAUUAAGCCUAGGCCUUUGUGCGUCCUAGACAAGUGCUCUAGUACUUAGCUGUUUCCCAGUCCUUUUUUGAGUUUUGAAGCAAGGGGUUCUCACUAGUUGUCCAGGCAGGCCUUGAACUUGAGAUCCUCCUGUCUCAGUUUCACUGUUUCUGGAAUUGCAGGCCUAUGCCACCAAACCCAGCCAACUUUCUGAAGCCUUCUAGUUCAUUCUUUCUCUCUCUCUCUCUCUCUCUCUCUCUCUCUCUCUCUCUUAAAAGAAUAAUAAAGAUUACAUGUGUCCGAAGCUUAGAGUGCAAAUGAAGCCAUUUGUUUGUCUUUACUUUGUUUUUUUUUGUGUGUGUGUGUGAAUGCUUUCGUGUAUGUAAGUGCACAUAUGUGUGCAGUGCCCUUGGAGGCCAGAGGGAGGCUGACCCCCAGAAACUGGGGCUAUGGGUAGUUGUGAGCAGAGGGUAGAGGGAACUAAAACAGGGUUCUCUGCAAGCACAGCAAAUGCUCCUAACUGCUGAGCCGUCUCUCAGGCCCUUCUUCAUAUGUUUUUAUAAACUCACAGUUGUGGCGCAAUUAAGUCUAGCAUGAGAUUGUUUGGAAGCAUGAUGUUAACCCUGGCUGGGUGAAAGUCCAAACUCUUGCUGUUUUAAAUUAAAUGAAUUGAUUAUUUUUU
Peromyscus maniculatus bairdii (prairie deer mouse) is the source of this 5122-nucleotide messenger RNA. RefSeq names its product G protein-coupled receptor 157 (gene Gpr157). NCBI's taxonomy places the organism in Eukaryota, Metazoa, Chordata, Mammalia, Rodentia, Cricetidae. The record is from RefSeq and is a predicted model, not a curated record. Gene Ontology annotation, biological process: cell surface receptor signaling pathway; adenylate cyclase-activating G protein-coupled receptor signaling pathway. Gene Ontology annotation, molecular function: G protein-coupled receptor activity. Gene Ontology annotation, cellular component: plasma membrane.